AUGACGAUACCACUUUCAAUGGUUGAUGAUGUUGCUAUCUUUGAUUUAUGUCAACAACAUCACGGCCACAACAUGUUACCUGUCUAUGUUCUCUUUGAUUCUCGUACCAUGUCUCACAACCACCCAACAAGAACACCACACUGGUCUGUCAUAGAUCAAGCUCGUAUCGCCAGCAACCUCAACAAUGUUUCAUCAACCGUGUCUGUGGUAGAUGAAACUGUUAUCUAUGAUUCUCCUAUGGGCAAUGUUCCAAGAAGAUCAAGGAUUAAUCAUCAAACGGGUCAUCCCCGCCACCACCACAACAAUGGUACUAGAGCUUCUCCACCUGUGAUCCGUGUUCAAAAUACUAGACCUUCUCCUGUGGUGAUCCCUGUUCAAGAUACUUCGCAACAUCUCACAACAUCCACAACAGAUGCAGAAUCCAUCUGUUGCAUUUGUCUUGUUGACUUGUCUAAUGGUUCUUCCACGCCAAUUCGGUUGCGCUGCUCUCAUCUAUUUCAUAGCCACUGCAUUCAAAAAUGGAAUAGCAUUAAGAAAACUUGUCCACUCUGUCGCGCCAAUGUUUAA
Molecule: messenger RNA, 567 nt
Organism: Lathyrus oleraceus (garden pea)
Lineage: Eukaryota; Viridiplantae; Streptophyta; Magnoliopsida; Fabales; Fabaceae
Exons: 1
Coding region: 1-567 (188 amino acids)
Source: RefSeq, a predicted model, not a curated record